Molecule: messenger RNA, 4847 nt
Organism: Andrographis paniculata
Lineage: Eukaryota; Viridiplantae; Streptophyta; Magnoliopsida; Lamiales; Acanthaceae
Product: calcium and calcium/calmodulin-dependent serine/threonine-protein kinase
Exons: 8
Coding region: 2604-4160 (518 amino acids)
Biological process (GO): protein autophosphorylation; peptidyl-serine phosphorylation; intracellular signal transduction
Cellular component (GO): cytoplasm; nucleus
Molecular function (GO): ATP binding; calcium ion binding; calcium/calmodulin-dependent protein kinase activity
Source: RefSeq, a predicted model, not a curated record
ACGCCACCAUGAUACGUGCUCUUCUACAUAUUUCUGACUAGUCUUAUCCGCUUACCCUAAGACAUGGUGGGUGGGGCACUUCACACUAACCAACAAUCUGUAUAUAUGGAAGAUGGUGCUGGAUUGCAGGGCAAGAUUUAGUAUUGUGCCAUAUGGUCAAUCAAUGUAUGCUCUGAGUGUAGGGACAUGCUGUGGCUGCGAUCCAGUCCGGUUGUGACAAUCGUGGCAUGGCUCCGGUUGGGUUGUGACAAUUUGAUAAUCAUCAUUGGUUUCUCACCAAGGUACUAUUGUUAACAUUCCACAUUGAGUUUGUUUCUGACGGGGGCUUUUUUUAGAAUAUGCUAUUUUAUGGAGUAAUAUCUGAUAAUGCUAACUAGUUUGUUUGUAAAAUCAUAAUUCAAUACAUCACGUGGCGUUCUAUGUGGAUUUAUGGUAGCUCUCUAUAUAGCAGGCAUGAGACAUCAUGUUAUGCUACUCAUGAUUUUUUCUAUUACUAAUCUUAGCUUUUCUUUUUUUUUUUUGUUGUUCUUUAAAUUUUUGGGAAACUUUAUGGUAAAUUCAGCAUGUUGGAGGCAUUAAUUUUUCUACUAGUAGUCUUGACUUCUCUUAUGUAGAUUUAUGUUAAAGCCUGUAUGUAGUAAGCAUGAGAUAUUAUGACACUUAUGAUUUUUUUCUACUACUUUAUCAUGUCAGUGGUUUAUAUUGCAGUAGAAAUAGAGAAACUAAGAAUUUUAUACUACAAUUUAUUUGGACAUGGCUAAAAUAAUCAAGCUAUUUAUCAACGUAUUAAUUUAGAUAUGUAGAAACUUGGCAAGCAUAUUGCCUCAAACGUUAUUUUUUUAAUUUUUUUUUUUUUGUUAUUAUGUGAGGACUGAGGAGUAAGGAUUUGUAAUUGAUAUGCACUUUUCUAACAUCAUAAGGGUAUUGUAAAAGAAUUCCAUUUGAAUGUUAAUGUACAUAAUUUCUUCUUCCUUUAAUUUUAUACAAGAGUGUCCUUUAAAUUUAGCCUUUUUCUUUUUUAACUACAAGUUACUUUAAAAGGUAAAUAGCAGAUCAUUUCUUACAAUAUAAAAUUUGCACAUUUCUUAUGGCAGGCACAAGUGUGAACUAAUAUAUAAUAAUUUGAAGUUUUCUAUUUUUUAAUAUACUCAUUUAUUUUGAUUUAUUAUUUGAAAUUUAUAUUAGGAUUUACAACAUCUGUAUUAACUAUUAUGUUUAUUUUCAUGAAUGGAGUAAUUUUGAUGUAAUAACAUAUAUAUAAAGAUAAAUAGGUAUGAAAGAUGAAGUGUUAGAAAAUGUAUUUCUGCAGAUUCUCAGGUGGUUGUAAUUCCAACACAACUCUAAAGUAAAAGUCAUGCGGUUGCACUCUGCCGAUAGUUUGUGUGAAAUUCUAGUUGUCUUAUACUUUUGAGCAUGUGACAAUUGUUGUGUUUUAAGCAUAAAACGGCAAUUAAUUGAAGUGAAACAAGAUCUGACACAUGAAGAACUAAUGGAAGGCUUUGAACUCGUCGGAAGAUGCAUCACUGCAAAGAGAACUUGUCCCAAAUGAGACAACAACUAUUGUUACAAAAUUGGCAACAAAGGAAAAAAAGACCUGUUCGAUUUGGCAUUUUGAGACGUUUAGGAAGGUGUUUUUAAUGCUUUCAGGUGUUGCCUACCUGCAGGUCGGUGUAUUUAAUGUAUCUUUGAUGGAGGUCAAGUUGGUUAAAGUAGUUUUUGAUAUUUGUAAGAUGUGUGUACGUGUACUUUUGGCUUGAAGCCAUAUGCACGUCUUAUCUAUAUUAGAGAGUUUUGAGAUAGUAGGAGCUGUCUACACAUUCAAUUCUCUGGUUUUUCUUGUUGCUCUCCUUCAUGGAGAAAUUAUUUUGAGAGAGAUAUGAUGGUCUAAGACUCUGAAGAAGUGACUCAUUCAUUUACAAAAAAUUUGUAGAGAGAAGAAUUUUAUUGUAAGAGAAAUGACUUCAAGAGCAAUUCAAGAAGUUCCCUAGUCUGAAUUGGAUUGUCAGUUUGCUAUUGUUGUGGUCUUGCAGGAACAACAUUAGUUUCUAGUGCAUAGGUAGAUUCAUAGGAGAUUUUUGGUGAAGAUUUUCGGAAUGAAACUUAGGUUGUUGGUUGAUAUGUUCUUAGAUGCUGGAUGAAGUAUAUAAUGAAUAAGACCUUGAUUAGAAUCUUCUAGUACAUUGCUCAAAUGUAAUAUUGUAUGUGAUGUUUUGUAAGAUAGAAUAAUAUAUUUUUAUCGAAAAUUUGUAGAAGUUGAAUAGUAGAAAUAAUAGAAUAUAUUGCCAAAUAAACAGGGAAAAUUUCAUGGAAGAAUCUUACAUCUAUGAAUUGACUUGGUCAUCACUUGUCCUUUUCCUCAUUGUACAUUUCCCUUCAGCCAUUUGCAAAUGCCACAAUUCAUACAAAUAUCACUAUGUAUACAAUCUUAAAAAAUUAUUAGUUCUUUACCUAAUCAUCUCAUCUCUUACAUUAUUAAAAUCUGCUCCAUUUCCUUUUCAUCAUAGUUUUUCCUCUUUCUGUAUUAUUAUUCCUUCCUCUCCAUGAUUUUUGACUUCUGAGCUUCACCUCCAACCCCUCCAUUCAACCUCAAAGACAUCCCCUUCAUGGGACACACAAGGAAGCCCUUAACUGAUGAGUAUGAAGUGUCCGAGGUUUUGGGUCGAGGAGGAUUCUCGGUCGUAAGAAGAGGAAAACACAAGUCUACCUCCAUUAAUGGAGGCACUCCCAAGGAUGUUGCCAUCAAGACACUCAGAAGACUCGGCCCCAUUGCCAUCCCUACUGUGUCUUCCAGUCCAAAUGCGAAAAACACUGCCCGGGCAGCCAAACAGGCUCUUGUAUCAGAUGCUCUUCUUACUAACGAGCUUGUGGUGAUGAGGCGUAUAGUCGAGGAUGUCCUGCCCCAUCCAAAUGUGAUCCAUCUCUAUGAUGUCUGGGAGGACAGUGGCGGUGUCCACCUGAUCCUCGAGCUCUGCUCUGGUGGGGAGCUUUUUGACAGGAUAGUGGCGCAGGCUCGAUACAAUGAAGCCGGCGCUGCUGGUGUGGUCAGGCAGAUUGCAGCAGGGCUUGUGGGGCUGCACCAGGCCAGGAUCAUCCACGGGGACUUGAAGCCUGAGAACUGCUUGUUCUUGAACAAGGAUGAGGAUUCCCCCUUGAAGAUUAUGGACUUCGGGCUGAGUUCUGUUGAAGAUUUUGCCGACCCUGUUGUGGGGUUGUUUGGUUCAAUUGAUUACGUCUCGCCUGAGGCAUUGUUGCGCGAUAAGGUUACGCCAAAGAGUGAUGUUUGGUCACUUGGUGUCAUUCUUUACAUUCUUCUGUCAGGGUAUCCUCCGUUUAUUGCGCAAUCGAACCAACAGAAGCAGCAGAUGAUAUUAAAUGGGCAGUUCAGCUUCUAUGAGAAAACAUGGAAGAAUGUCUCCUCAUCUGUUAAGCAACUCAUCAGCAGUCUCCUUAAAGUCGAUCCCAACUUGAGGCCGACUGCUGAUGAGAUUCUUAGACAUCCUUGGGUCACCGGAGACUUGGCGAAGCAAGAGCAGAUGGAUGCCGAGAUUGUCUCCCGGCUGCAGAGCUUCAAUGCUAGGCGUAAAUUUCGAGCAGCUGCUAUGGCAAGUGUGCUGAGCAGCAGCUUCUCGUUGAGGACAAAGAAGCUCAAGAAUUUGGUGGGGUCUUAUGAUCUAAAACCCGAGGAGCUUGAGAAUCUCAGCACGAGCUUCAGAAAAGUAUGUAAGAGUGAUAAUGCGACACUGCCUGAGUUUGAGGAGGUCUUGAAGGGAAUGGAAAUGCUAUCCCUUGUGCCAUUAGCUCCUCGGAUUUUUGACCUGUUUGAUAAUAAUCGGGAUGGGACUGUCGACAUGAGGGAAAUCAUAGGAGGGUUCUCAAGUCUUAAGUACUCAAAAGGCGACGACGCUCUUCGCCUUUGUUUUCAGAUGUAUGACACUGACCGAUCGGGUUGCAUAAGCAAGGAAGAACUCGCAUCGCUUCUAAGAGCAUUGCCCGAUGACUGCCUCCCGAUUGACAUCACAGAGCCCGGAAAGCUGGAUGAGAUAUUCGACUUGAUGGAUGCCAACAACGAUGGAAAAGUUACUUUCGAAGAGUUUAAGGCAGCGAUGCAACGGGACAGUGCGCUUCAAGAUGUUGUCCUUUCGUCGCUACGCCAAAAUUAGACCGGUAUUUAUAGUCAUACGAUGGUUUGGCUUUGAGGUAAUAUAUCUUCGUAUUAAUAUGUAACUCAUGUUGAAAUUGUUUUUGAGUUACAUUUAACUAUAUAGAAAAUAUCUUGAAUCAUAUAUUGAAAUAUAUUAAAUCACACGAAGUAUUAGAUCUCAUUGAAUGUUGUAAUAUAAAUCGACGAGGACGUCGAUGCCUCCGUCUUACGCCCAUCCAUCCCCGACGUUUCCAUCGCGAGCGGCCUCGCGGCUCAAUUCAUCAUCGAAAGUUUCUUCGAUGUUGUCGUUGAAUGGGCUCAAGAGAUCGCUCCAAAGGAGUGUCGGGUAAUACGGCCGGGUUGAUGAUGCUUGGGCACAUCUCCCAUGGAUGGUUCUCCUCCGGCAAUAUCAACGGUUGUGAGUUGCCCGACUCUUAUCAUUUAUCAACACCAACUUGGGCUUGACGCCGCUCACCAGGACCCCUUCCCUUCCUUGUUGGCGGCGGUUGUGCGCAUUUUGCACUUGUGGAUCUUCGAACACCGGAACCACAUCUGUAUUCGGCAUUUCCCCGUAUUUUGCCUCUAGCUCUCCGCAUAGAUUUCCUUUAACUUGUCCAGAUAGUUGCUUAUGUGGAAGUUAGUCAUGGCUGGUCAUAGGUUCAAAUCUUCGAUGCCUCAAGGUCAUUUGUCCACACAUGGUACAUCU